UCAACUUGUGAUUACUGGUUUAACAGUACUUACUGCACCAAAGACCUAGAUCUGCUCGCAUCGGAGAUUUGCUGGCUGGGGCGCCAUUCCUUGCUCAAGACAAUUGCAGCACACUGCAAACCAAUCAAAUCGGGUUGUAUCUUUGGGGUGAAGCCUGAAGGACUAGAGAGAUUUUCCAUAUCAUCACCUUCGCGCCGUACGACCACGAUCGGGGGAGACGGCGACCCCGUACUGAAUUUCCGCGUGGAGAGAGUUGCUAGGAACGUUAUUGGUAAAAGUUGGGAUUGAAUUGUAUGCAGGAUGCCUUCACGUUUAACUACUCCUGUUGUCACGGUGGACACGGCCAAAAUCCACAAGGUGGACACAGCCAAUGCGCAGAGUCUUCAUGGAAUGUGGAUGGUUUUCUCGAAAUGUGCAGAUUACAUGGAGGAAGGCCGUCGACUCGAAAACCUAAGUUGGAGACUAUGGACACGUGAGACUUUCUGCGUGGAGCCAGCGACGUCGAGCGAUGCCUCGGUUUUGCCACUCCUACGCCAGGAGACCCCGGACAUGCCAGAACUUUCUGCUAGUGUCGAAUCUGCUGCAUCUGACCAAGCGGAGAGAAUUGAACAUCACAUUAAGCGCCCCAAGUGUGAGAUUAAGCCCACCGUUGUUCGUGAGGAUUCUAUGGCAAGUCUCGGCCGUGGGAAAGAAAAACACAUUACAUCGCUGGGCCUCGAACGCAUGGUUAUGAGCAUUAAGGAGAAGAAGAAUCUUGAACCCAUCUCUACCGUAAUGGCUACGGUUUCGCCUCCCGUCGUUGAUAUCACACCUCGGCCGUCUACACCAACCCCUACCCCUCCUUCUGAGUCAACUGUGAAGCGAGCACCCUCACCGCCACCGUCAUAUCCUGCCAUUCAACAACCGAACCACUCUACCGAGUCUUGUUCCACUACUGCGCCGGAUUGCAAUGACAGUGAUGCUGCUAACGCGAAUGCUUCUGAUACGAGCGUGUCUUCUUCAGAAAUUCUUCCAUCUCGGCCUGGGUUGAUCAAAUCUCCGAGCAUUGUCCGUGGAUUCUCUCCUUCUAUCAUCUCCUCAUCUUAUCGGUCGCAGCCUAGAAUGACGGCCGAGCCCAGUCCCGCAAAGAGCUCCACUCAACUCAAGCCGACGCCUUUCAAGAAGAAGGGUGGAAUGUUUACGCUUGGUGGUUCUUCAGGUGAUGACGAUGAGAGCUCCUUUGAAGAACGCAUGGUUUUGCGCGGCCCCCAUCGCAGUUCCCUCUCCGAUGAGCUGUCGAGGUCGGCGACCGGCGAAUCUAUUCCUAAAAAGAAGGUGACUUCAUUUAAGGAACAAGAUGACACUAUAAAGCCCGUCAAAGAACGCCCUGUUAAUGAUGAGGAUGCUAUCGAGACCGAGGACGACGAGGUUGAUGAGAGUGCUAUUGAGGAUGAGGAUUCUGACUGGGAAGAUUCUAUUACGGAGAGCGGACGCUCGAGUCCCGAGGAGAGAGAAAUGUUCCAGCGGGUUGAUUCAAAGCCUAACCUCGUCUCACGACGCUCCAUGUUGACGAUGAUGAUGCACCAACCAACUAAAAUGGGGGCCCCAACCCGCUCUACCCCGGCCCUGCAGCGGUCGCGUAUGACAUCACCUAACGGCCCAUCGUCCCCGCCCGAUGAUGAGGAUAACCUGACAAUGCGUGGCCCUGGUGUCCCUCGAUCGAAGCCAAUAGUCAUGAAGGCUACUCCGCAGUCGGUCGCUCAUUCACCGAGGACCACGCGACGAAACAUGCUUGCCACUGAACUGACGGAGUCCCUCCGGCGUCAUUUACUAUGGGAACGACAACAGAAGAGUGCGACCGCCAAUGCCUUCCUCAAGCGGAGACACACUGCACAUGAUAUGGCGAAUUUGCAGGAGUAUCCCAAUCCUAAAGGCGCACAAAACGCCCAGGGCGUUGGUAUGGCUAAUCCGGGCGCGGCCAAUCAGAACAAAGAAAAGGAUAUGGCGAAGACUGCUUCCUUCAAUCAAUACACUGAUUUCGGGCCAUGGGAGUACCACGCGAAGGGUUGGUAAAGAGAUCAUGACGAUCGCAACUUGGAACGACAGUCACUAUCGAUGUUAACUCAAAAAAUUCGCUUGCUUUCUACUUCAUUUCUCUGCCUCAAGUUUUGUUAUCUGUGUCAUGACAUAUCCUCCGGUGGAUGGGUAAUGUUUAUUGACUAUGAUACCCCCAACUUCAACGCGUUUCUUUAUCGUCUAUGUAAAGCCGCCGAUUGAAUAUCCCUGUGACACGUACGAUCACGACUCUGCAUUGCAUUUUGGCGCAGCUAUGGAUUAUAUGUUGUUAUUU
Molecule: messenger RNA, 2329 nt
Organism: Aspergillus alliaceus
Lineage: Eukaryota; Fungi; Ascomycota; Eurotiomycetes; Eurotiales; Aspergillaceae
Exons: 2
Coding region: 301-2052 (583 amino acids)
Biological process (GO): mitochondria-nucleus signaling pathway; negative regulation of transcription by RNA polymerase II; regulation of nitrogen utilization
Cellular component (GO): cytoplasm
Source: RefSeq, a predicted model, not a curated record